AUGUUGGAUCUUGGGUUCGUGAAGCUUGUAUGAAUGGAUUUUCGGAAAUUUGUUCACUUAUUGCACGAUUGGACUUAAAUAAUCCUAGUUGUGAACCAUGGUUGUCAGAUGAAUUAAGUAUAAAGAUUUUUGCUAAAUUAUUAAAACAAAGUGUUGAAAGAAUUGAUAAAAUCAGAUCUUGCGCUGGCCGAGUAUUAUUGGAAUUUCUAUACACGAAGAUCCUUUCAGGAGAUGAAGUGUAUCUAUUUAAUUUGCCAGCUCGAGAAACUUUACAAAAUCUUUUGCCAAAAGAUGAAGAGAUCCAUUGGACCUCUCCACUAGAACUGUAUCCCAGAAUGGUCAAAUUACUCACGUUAAAAGAAUAUAGAUUUGAUUUACUUGUUGGAUUAGUAAUUGCAGCUGGGGGUAUAAAUGAAUCCCUGGUUCGUUAUUCAAGUAGUACGUUACUUGAUUAUGCAAAUGAACUCCCCGUUACAUCACCCGAAGAUUCAUCAUUAUCGUUACCGGAACUUGCAAAUGAACUCUUAAACAUACUUCGUCACAAUGAAAAACAAGAUCGUAUAGCUAUUCCUUUAUUGGAAGUUUUGGAUUUAUUAUUUGAAUCUGGAACUUUACAAAAAAUUGAUUUGGACCUUUUCAGCUUUGCUGACUUAUUUGAAUGUGUCAAAAAAGAAAUUUCAGGGACACGAGAAAUAAGAAAAAUUACAGCCUGUAUGCGAGUUCUUUGUGGGAUGACAUCGCUAGAUGGUACAGUGCGAAAUCGUUCUUUGUAUCAAUUACUUAGUUUAUUAGUACAUCCUUUUCCAAAGGUUCGAAGAUCGACUGCAGAUCAGUUGUAUUUAACACUUACCGGGUCAAUAGAAGAUGAAUCAGAAGAAAUGCUAAAGAUUGAAGAUAUUUUAGUCAAUACUGAUUGGGAUAGUCCCGUACCUCAAUUAAAGGAACUUAGAAAUCAACUUUAUCCCUUAUUGGGGCUAAAACAACCAAAUUUUAAAACACCUGGCACUAAUACCACUUCAACAUCUUAA
Messenger RNA from Racocetra persica, 1028 nucleotides. The record is from the annotation of a GenBank genome assembly. NCBI's taxonomy places the organism in Eukaryota, Fungi, Glomeromycota, Glomeromycetes, Diversisporales, Gigasporaceae.